This is a messenger RNA of Alligator mississippiensis (American alligator), 680 nucleotides long. RefSeq names its product mago homolog, exon junction complex subunit (gene MAGOH). Gene Ontology annotation, cellular component: nucleus; exon-exon junction complex; catalytic step 2 spliceosome. The transcript is spliced from 5 exons. Lineage: Eukaryota; Metazoa; Chordata; Crocodylia; Alligatoridae. Gene Ontology annotation, biological process: RNA splicing. The coding region runs from base 48 to 524 and encodes 158 amino acids. The record is from RefSeq and is a predicted model, not a curated record.
GAGGCGUGACGCUAUCUCCCUGCGCCCGCGUUGGGGGCACGCGGUGCAUGCUGGUCCAGCAAGGCCGCGCGCGCUCGCUGGCCAUGGCGAGCGACUUCUACCUGCGCUACUACGUGGGGCACAAGGGCAAGUUCGGCCACGAGUUCCUCGAGUUCGAGUUCCGGCCGGACGGAAAACUGAGAUAUGCCAACAACAGUAAUUACAAAAAUGAUGUAAUGAUCAGAAAAGAGGCCUAUGUGCACAAGAGUGUGAUGGAGGAACUGAAGAGAAUAAUUGAUGACAGUGAAAUAACGAAAGAAGAUGAUGCUCUCUGGCCCCCUCCUGACAGAGUUGGUCGGCAGGAGCUUGAAAUUGUCAUCGGUGAUGAACACAUUUCUUUUACCACAUCAAAAAUCGGUUCACUUAUUGAUGUAAACCAAUCCAAGGAUCCAGAAGGAUUAAGAGUGUUUUACUACCUGGUCCAGGACCUUAAGUGUCUAGUCUUUAGUCUUAUUGGAUUACAUUUCAAGAUUAAGCCAAUUUAAAAAGUAUACCUUGAAAUUUGUAUUGUAGUAUGUGCAGAACACCCUCCAUUCCUUCUCACUUCUUGGUCUGAACUUUUAUGUAUGUUAGAACUUUUUUACAAACUGUAAGUGAAUGUCUUUAAUAAAGAUGGUCAGAUCUGUAUUUUUAAUUUAAAA